Molecule: messenger RNA, 3047 nt
Organism: Penicilliopsis zonata CBS 506.65
Lineage: Eukaryota; Fungi; Ascomycota; Eurotiomycetes; Eurotiales; Aspergillaceae
Exons: 3
Coding region: 1-2682 (893 amino acids)
Molecular function (GO): carboxypeptidase activity
Source: RefSeq, a predicted model, not a curated record
AUGGGCGACGAUAAGCACCAUUACGAAUCCCUCCCGAUUCCCACGUACGAAGAAGCCACCUCCUCGCGGUCUCGCCGGAGCGUGGAAGAAGCCGGCGACGAUGCAGAACGACAGGGCCUGCUGGGGCGUUCCGAGGUCAGCGGCAGCGGGGGUAUCCAUGGAGGAACAAGAGAUAGAGAAGAAGGAGGAGGAGGAGGAGGAGGAGGAGAUGGAUAUCAACCGCCGACGGUCGAGUCGGCUCGGUCCAGCCUGGACUAUCUGGGCUCAUCGGCGCCGAAUUCCGCGCGGGGGUCGAUGGAGCAGCUGCGUCGCGAGAUCGACGAGAUGGACAUCGAAGACAUGGGCCAGGGGGGGGCACGGCGAGGGCGCUCGCAGCUAGGCCACCGGUUCUCGAAACGGCUCAACGACUUCACUCGAACGCUGUCGGCCAUCCACCUGCCCUUACGCCAGUACCUGCCCACCGUCCGCUUCACGAUCGACCUGGGUCGCGCCCGCACGCACGUGCAGAAGAACGCCUGUAUGCUCGUCCUGCGGCUCUUCGCCGUCAUCCUCGUCGUCAUUCUCGUCUACCUCUUCUUCUUCUCCGAUCUGUUCAGCUUCGGGAACCGGCUCAACAUGGCCCAGGCCUACAGCCCGGCCUCGGUCGAAAACUACGUGCAGGGCCACAUCAACGGCACCCGCAUCGCCGAGAACCUCAAGAAGCUCACCAAUUUCCCCCACAUGGCUGGCACCGAGGGCAGUUUUGUCCUGGGCGAAUGGAUCGAGCAGGAGUUCAAGAUCGCCGGCCUGGACGAGGUCGUCUCGGAGGAGUUCCAGGUCUAUCUCAACUAUCCCACCGCCGACGGCCGACGCGUGGCGAUUGUCGACCCGCCCGACCUGGCCUGGGAGGCCACCCUGGAGGAGGACGAUGCCCAGGCCCCGGUCUUCCACGGCCACUCGAAAUCGGGCAACGUGACGGGCCCGCUCGUCUACGCCAACUACGGCUCCCGCCAGGACUUUAAAAUGCUGGCCGACCUGGGGAUCUCGCUCGACGGUGCCAUCGCGCUGGUCCGCUACUAUGGCACCGAGACCGAUCGCGCCCUCAAGGUCAAGGCUGCCGAGCUGGCCGGAGCCGCCGGCUGUAUCAUCUACUCUGACCCGGCCCAGGACGGCUUCGUCCAGGGGCCCGCCUACCCGGACGGGCGCUUCAUGCCCGCCGACGGCGUGCAGCGCGGCGCCGUGAGCUUGAUGUCGUGGGUGGUCGGGGAUGUGCUGACGCCCGGCUUUGCCUCGACCCCGGAGCAGAAGAAGCAGCGGCUCAAGCCCGAAGAAAGCCCCGGCUUGGUCCAGAUCCCCAGCCUCCCGAUCGCCUGGCGCGACGCCCAGAGGCUGCUGAACGCCCUGCGUGGCCACGGCCUCCUCGUCCCCCAGGACUGGGUCGGUGGCGUGCCCGAGGUGGACCAGUGGUGGACGGGCGACGCCCAGUCCCCGCAGGUGAACCUGAUGAACCUGCAGGACGAGGUGGAGAAACAGCCCAUCUACAACGUGCUGGGCCGCAUCAUCGGCCUGGAGCAGCCGGAGAAGAAGAUCAUCAUCGGGAACCACCGCGACUCGUGGUGCACCGGAAGCGCCGACCCGGGCAGCGGCACCGCCGUGUUUCUAGAAAUCGUGCACAUCUUCGGCGAGCUGCUCACCUACGGCUGGCGGCCGCUGCGCACGAUCGAAUUCGCCAGCUGGGACGGUGAGGAGUACAACCUGAUCGGCUCGACCGAGCAUGUCGAGGACCGGGUGGACGCUCUGCGCGCCGACGCCUACGCCUACCUCAACGUCGACGUGGGCGUCAGCGGGCCUGACUUCCGCGUGGCUGCCUCGCCGCUGUACGAGUCGGUGGUCCUGCAGCUGCUGAACCGCAUCUCGGACCCGGCGCGCAACGCGACCCUCAAGGAGAUCUGGGAGAGGAAAGGCUUGCGCAUCGAGGGCCUGGGCGCCGGUAGCGACUACGUCGCCUUCCAGGACAUCGCGGGCACGUCCAGCAUCGAUUUCGGCUUCACCGGGGCGCCCUACCCUUACCACAGCUGCUAUGAGAACUGGGACUGGAUGGUCCGGUUCGGGGACCCGGGAUUCCAGUACCACACAAUGCUGGGCCAGUUCUGGGCCCUCCUCCUGCUCGAGCUGGCCGAAAACCCAAUCCUCCCCUUCAACAUGGAAGCCUACGCCAACUACGUGUCCAGCUACGUCGCCGAGCUGGAAACCUACGCACGCAACCAGCAUGUGCCCAUCCUCGACCCGCUCGACGCUGCAGGCUCCGACGGCGGCGUGCGCUUCAACGCCCUGUACAACGCCGCCGCCGAGUUCCGCGAGAACGCCGUCCUGUUUCAUGGAUGGGACCAGAUGUGGCACGACACCGUCUGGGGCGCCGGCGGCUACGAGAGCAGCGUCAUGACCGUCCAGCGAUUAAGCCAUAAUUCGCGGAUGGCCAAUUUCGAGACUCAUCUUCUAGAUCUAGAUGAGGGGGGUGGGAUCCCCAAUCGUACCCAAUUCAAACAUAUCCUCUUCGGCCCGCAGGCUUGGUCCGGAUACGACGAGGCCUUCUUCCCAGCCAUCCGGGACUCGAUCGAUGCCCGCGACUGGACGGCCACCCAGGCGUGGAUCGAUCGUACGGCGCACAUCCUCUCCAAGGCGAGCAGGAAGCUGCUCUACUAACCUGUACCUUCUAUCUUAACUACCUAUAAUUCCCUCACCUACACACUUCGUCUUACUUCCUUACAUCGUCCACGUCUACCGUCCCCGUCUCGUUUCGUUUAUAUCGUACAUAUGAAUCGGACCUAUACCCGUCUGUACAUGAGCUUAGCUCUCUGUCCUACUAGCCAUACAUUUCCUUUCUUGUUAUAUGUCAUAUCAUAUCUUUUUUUCAAUCAUGUUAAUCAUACCAGCGAGGUAGUUGACAACAUAUUUUUGCUGCUCAACCAAGUUAUAAUUAUAAGGAAAGUACGGAUAUGACUAUAAGCUAUAAGUCAAGAUGUCAUAUUUAAUUAUCUAUCAUUCUGUUCAGAGGUAAAAAAAAAAGC